AUGCAUACCUAUAUUUCGGUAGUGACAACAUGCAGGUUGAACUUCGUGGAGCAUAGCAAAGUCCAAGUAUCAACGAUUAUCGGUCUUGUCUUUCUCCAACACAGCAUCCAGUCCCAGUCCGUGGCCGAGAACAAGCACUUCGAUCCAUUGACGGGCAUCCUCCUCUCCGAGCUCCUCAAGCUGACCAUUUCCCUCCUCUGCAUCGACCAGAUAGUAGAGAAGCCCAAAUCCCUCCUUGCCACCCUCAAAACGAACCAUGAGGAAGCAACCGUCCCAGCCCUCCUCUAUACCGCCGCAUCUUUCACCCAGAGCGUCGGCGCCUCCUCCCUCGACCUCCUCCCGUACCUCGCUCUCUCCCAAAUCAAACUCAUUCUUACCCCUCUACUCGCAACCUUCCUCCUCAACCAAAGAUUCACCCUGCAGCACUGGGCCUCUACCCUUAUAAUGACAGCAGGGAUCUUACUCGCGCAGAUUGGUGCCAACGCCUCAGCAGAAAAUCAGCAGCACCGGACCACAAUCCAUGCCUACUUUCUCCGGGGCAUCGUUGCGAUGCUCCUGUCCGGUUUAAGCGUCGCCCUAGGAGGCCUCUUCAUCGAACGAUCGCUUAAACGAGGCUCAGUCACAGCCACAACCGCAAAUACAUUCUUCGUCCGGAAUGCGCAACUCGCCGCACACAGUGUGCUCUUCGCGCUGCUCUCGUUCCUCUUGAAGUCAAAAUGCAGGACAGAUAGAUCCAGCUUCUUUGAGGGGUUUACUGCCACGGUAUGGGUAUUUGUAUGCUUGCAGGCGUCAGGUGGCUUCUUGGUGGCGUGGUGUGUACGGGCUACGAGUUCGGUGACGAAGAAUUUUGCUCAGGGGAUGGGAUUUGCGAUUGCAGUUUUAGGACCGCUGGUUGUGGAGUCUAAGAAUAUUGAUCCGAAACUUCUUGUUGGGGUGGUGCUUGUGUUGGUCGCGGUGGUUGGAUCGGUGUUGACUGGACUAAGUAUGAGGGUAUCGAACCUAAUGGAGAAGAGGGAGACCAACGGUGUGGUAUAG
Aspergillus terreus NIH2624 is the source of this 1035-nucleotide messenger RNA. RefSeq names its product putative nucleotide-sugar transporter. Gene Ontology annotation, biological process: pyrimidine nucleotide-sugar transmembrane transport. Gene Ontology annotation, molecular function: UDP-galactose transmembrane transporter activity. The coding region runs from base 1 to 1035 and encodes 344 amino acids. NCBI's taxonomy places the organism in Eukaryota, Fungi, Ascomycota, Eurotiomycetes, Eurotiales, Aspergillaceae. Gene Ontology annotation, cellular component: Golgi membrane. The record is from RefSeq and is a predicted model, not a curated record. The transcript is spliced from 3 exons.